CGGUGCGGUGCGGUGCUGUGCGGCCAUGUUAUUCAUUAACUUACAAAAAAUAAAAUUGUCGUCAUGCUUUUGCGGCUGGUCUUCGUAGUGGUGCGUUAAAGUUCGAGGUGCAUCUAAUCUCUGUCUCAGCUGUGUAUUGGGAACUGCUUGGAUGAGUGUUAUAAUUCAGUCCUCCGCCGUUUGAGAACUUGUAGUAAAGUUGUACAAUGGGAAGUGACUAUGAGGAGCUGCUGCCCCGUGUUUGUGCCGUGUUGGGAGAUACCAGCAAGUCAGUUGUUGACGAUACCUGUCUGGAGAAGCUUCUUGAUUGUUUCCAAGCAAUUACAGGAAAUGAAACUGAGCUCAGUGCUCUGCAGAAGAAUCUGUGUCUGACCAAUAUUGUAAAUGCUGCCAGGUACAAGGACCUUAAUCCAAGCAUCUUGAACUUCAUUAUGCGACUGACUGGACUACUUGCAGCUUCAGAGGAGCAUUUCUGUAAACUUGAGACUGAUGGAAUUAUGAGCUGUCUGUUUGGGAGUCCAGCGAACCUUGAAGAUGAAGCAUGGAAGGAUGCAACUGUACGCUGUGGAUGGCUCAUGGGUAUCCAGAAUAUGCUACAGCAUAGAGCUGUGAUUCAUUUUCUCUGUAAACAUGGUUAUGCUUUCUUAUCAUUUGUGCCAUUAGACUGUAUUUCCAAGAUCAUAUGUCUUCAGAGGGAUCCAAGUAUAUUCGUGGCCUCAGCAGCAAGCCAACUUCUGGCGAACAUUUUAUCUUUCUCUUUACGACAUUCUGAACUUGCUCCAUUGGAACCUAGUAGAAAAAUCCAAUUAACUGACACAAUUGGUACAAAUACUGGUUUGGACUCUACUGUUUGGUCUUUAUGUGUCUGUGCAAUUACUGAACACAUUGAAGAUUCUCUGAGAUCCAACAUCACUUCCAACAUUCAACUGACCCUGAAACUACUCUCCAAGAUUUCUGUAACCUGUGAUCCAGCUUGUAUUACAUCAUUGUGGCCUAAAGUUGAAGGAAGUUUAAAGUUACUUUUAAAUGAUGAUCUAACUAAAAUUGGUCAACCUUUGGCAGAGCUAUUCUUGAAUAUAUCCAGAGCAGUUCAAUGUGAAAUACUGCAGUCCAAGACAUGGGAAUUGCUUGGUCUCUUACUGAAGUCACUGAAUCAGGCUGAAGCAUUGGCAUUAUCUUCAGGGAUUGUAAAGCUCCAGAACUGUCCACAGCCACUUAGGAUGCAGGCUAUGACAACAGUGCUCCAGCCACUGAAUUACAUCUUUAACGUAACCAGGGGUGAUGCAGUACAGCUGGAUGAACUUUCAAAUCGCAGGGUUGAUACUGAGCAUCAUCUUUCCAAGAAAUCAACCUGCAUCAGCUUGAUCUGUCAGACACUUUCACAUCUCUGUGAACUGUUACAAAUGCCCUCUCAGGUGAUAGAUUUUCCACACCAAGCCCUGAUAAACUCAGUAUUAACUAUUCUACAGUUAUGCAUUGGCACUUCAGUUCCCACCACUUCAGCUGGUGUCAACAUUGGCAGACAUUUGAUUGGAUGCAUCAAGGUUCAGAGAGCAGGAAUGGAUGUUAUUGGUGCAGUUGUUCAUUAUGCAGUGGGAAUCAAGGAAGCAGGGAAUGCAUUAAGCCUUCUCCUUGAUUACGUCCAAAACCCAGAUACAGACUGUACUGUUUUGAAGAAAACUCUCCAUGCUUUACUUCAAUGGAUCCUAUGCAGCUUCAAAGCUGGAGAUUCUCAUAUGCGUGAAAAUAAUUUUCAAGAGUUCUUACAUGGAGAUUUCAUAUCAGUAAUGAAAAAGCGACUAUUCGAUAUUCAUUGGGAGAUUCGAGAUUCCACAGCUGAAUUCCUUGGUGAACUGUGCUUCCAUCUUAAAGCUGUUCAGAAUUUCUCUCUGUUAAUUUGGACCUGUGGACUUCCUCAUCUUGUUUUGGAGCUGCUUUCAGAUCCUGAAAGUUAUGUCCGUGCAAGUGGCAUUAUUGCAGUGGGAAAGAUGGACUAUCUCUCUCCUAAUUGGCAAACUAUAUCAAAUGAAAAUAACUUCACAGCAGUGAAGGGAAAUAUUCUUUCGUCUUUGUUGGAUAUUUUGAACCAGGAUACAGAGGGCUUUCCUAGAAGGGCUGUGGUUAAAGUGUUUGUUGAUUGGGUGAAAAAUAGCCACAAGCUCAGCUCAUGUGAAUUGGUGGAUGUGGUUCCUGUUGUUUUAAAGGUUGGAAGCAAUGAUUUGGAUUGGGAGGUCAAACUUUACAGUUUGGAAUUGGCCGAAGCUUUCAUAGAUGGAUCAACAUUCGACUUAUCAUUAAGUCCAUAUGCUGUUGCAUUGCCAAGUAACACAUGUUCAUCACAAGUGCGAGGCUUUCUACAAAAUCUCUGUGAUCUAGGAAUUUUUGAUAUCUUAUUUCAUGCUUUGUGGGACUGUGAUAGACCAGUAGCUCAGAAAGCGUGCAAGAUAUUAAUGAAACUAAAAAUGACUGCUUCACAUGCUGACAACAUAGAAAUUGCCAAGAAUCUUAAUGGAAAAGAACCAAACAGUGAAAGUUUCAACAGCUGGCUUUCCCUAAAUGAUCUAAAUUUGAAAAAUGUGAAUGAUGCAGUGAACGUUUUGAUAGCACUAGAUUUGGAAUACCAACACCAACACCUCGCAUGUAGCAGUGAUCAUAUUGAGAGUAGUCUUCAAUCUCUGCUACAAGACAUAUUGGCCACUGCUGAGAACUCUGAAGAAAAUGAUGCAGACUGCUACUGAUCUGCCUAAACUGCAUUAAAAAAAGAAUUCUAUAAUUAAGUAUGCAACUUUUAUAUAAAUAAAAUCAUAUACAACUGAUUUCUGGACUUCAGCUUGAAUAUCUGGCUUUGGUCAACAAAUUUAUUUGACCAAAGAAUACCAUCUGACAAAUUUAUAGGAUGAACCAUGAAGUCAAAGUUAUUGAAGCUAACAAGGAAUUAGACCUAUCCAGGUGAAUGCUUGAGCCUGCACACAUUGUGAGUGAGUUUAAUCUACCUUGUUAGGACCUUGCACCUUAUUGUAUACUGGCUCUGCAUUUUCUCUAUACCUUGUUACACUUUAUUCUACAUUUUGAUAUCAUUUUACCUCAUUCUGCCUCAAUGCACUGAGUAAUAAUCUGAAGUGUUUGAACAUUAUGCAAGACAAGCUUUUCACUGUGCCUCAGUACAUGUGACAAUAAUAAACCAAUUCUAUUUCCGUAAUGAGAACUGAACUUGUUAUAGUUGAUGAAUUUAUUAUUCUCUUCUUGCAUUUCACAGUUAUAAAGCAAUAAAAAUAAUUGUAUUUGGACAUUUUUUUUUUCUUAAGUCUUUGAAAAUGAAUUGGUCUUUUUCUUGUGGAACACCAUUUGUAUUUAGUUUCUUCACAAUUACAUUCUUAAGCUCAUUAAUUUUCAAAUCUCAAAAAAUCAAGCAAAACUUUACACAGAAGCGGGUUCCUUACCCAGCAAAGAAAAGAAAAUUAGAGGAUAAAUCAAGAGAAUGUAGUCUGGGGAUAUUGUGUUUCCAGUCUGAACUGUGUUGAUUAAAGUAUUUUAGCGGUACAGGUAGGGACAUGAGCUGUGAAUAUUCUGGAGUUUGAAAUAUGGGGCCUUGGUGAAAUGGAAGGUAAAUGAGUUGAUUUCAGAGUCAAAAGAAAUUUAAGAUUGCAUAUUAGCCUGAAUGGGCUGCCAGAAGGUUGAUAAGGUCUAAAUAAAACAUAGAAAUGUAAGUUGAAGCCAAAACAUUUAACAGUACCUUUACCCUGUGACAUUAUACACAGUGUCCACAAUAAAAUUGUAAACGAAGCAUUUCAAAAAAGCUGGACUAUUAUAUAAGCAGAUUUACAUUUGCUGGCAUCAGCAUUUUGAAGUUAAAGUGUCGUUUAGUAUUCUCACUGAUAUAAUUUAAUGACCAUUUGAGUUAUAUUCUGUUCGAAAUUAAACAGAUGUUUUUCAUUGCCCAAAGGACAUUUUUCAAAUGUAGAUCAUUUGAAAGCAGAACCAAAAAUGGUGGCUGCACACUGCUGUUUUGAAUCAGUCUAAUUCAUUGGUAACACUAAUUUCUGCCAUUGUUGGCUGUAAAGUUCUGAUUUCACUAAGAUUUAUUUUAGCUUAGUUCAGUCAAAUUUUGUUGAAAGCUUGUUAAUUAUAGAGAAUAAACAUGCUAUUAAUUUUAGUGUAAGUAUUUUUUCACUGAAGAAUAUUUCAUUCUCAGUUAACUAUAUCAGAAUCAGGUUUAAUGUCUCUGGUAUAAUGUAAUUUGUUAUGCGGUAGCAGUACUUUGCAAUACAUAAUAAAAUUAAAUUACAGUAAGAGGUAUAUAUAUUUUUAAAAGUUAAACAAGGGGUGCAAAAAGAGAAGAAAAAAAAAGUGAGAUAGUGCUCAUGGGAUUAAUGUCCAUUCAGAAAUCUGAAGGCAGAGAGGAAGAAGCAAAUCAUUGAGUGUGUGCCUUCAUGCUCCUGUACCUCCUCCCUGAUGAGGUGGGUGAUGGUCUUUAUUGAUGGAUGCCACCUUUUUGAGGCAUUGCUCCUUGAAGGUGUCCUGGAUGCUGGGGAGGUUAGUGCCCAUAACUGAGUUUACCAUUUUCUGUAGCUUAUUUCAAUCCCGUCCAGUGCCCUACCCUCCCCCCAGCCCAUACCAGACAGUGAUGCAAUCAGUCAGAAUGUUCUCCACGGUGCAUUUGUGGAAAUUUGUGAGUGUCUUUGGUGACAUACGAAAUCUCCUCAAACUCCUAAUGAAAUUUUGCUGCUGUCAUGCCUUCUUUGUAACUGCAUCGAUAUGUUGACACCCAGGAACUUGAAGUUUAUAUAUUUUGGUUCUGCCACAGUUCUGGUAGUAUCUUGUUUGUUUCUGCAUUUUGAUCCUUAAGGCUCACAAAUGUUGCUCUUUACUUUCCUGUAAAUGAUGGAGAACUUAAUUUUCAUUAACUGCCAUAUUCUAAAAUUAACUUGUUUUUUUCCCCUGCAGGCACUGCAUGAUGUGCUAGAAAUUUCCUGCAGUCUCCUUUAGGUUUUAAAUUUAAAUAAUCACUCUGGCCAGCAUUUCACAACAUUAAUUAACCUUUUUUUGAUUUUCUCCUUUUGUAUUUUCCUCAGUAAUCUUUAGAGAUAAGGAUCAUCUGAGCAAUCUUGGCCUUUGUCCUAUCCAUCAAUUCCCUCUUUGCAAUUUAAAGCUAACCUGGUCUCUCUCCCAGAUCUGAAGAAUGGUCUUUGAUCUACACUAAUUGUGCUUUCUGCCUGAUAUGCCAAGUGUUUGUUUUAUAGUGUCAGCUUUUAAAAUAAAAACAAU
Messenger RNA from Mobula hypostoma (lesser devil ray), 5265 nucleotides. It is a transcript of the gene brat1, whose product is annotated as BRCA1-associated ATM activator 1. The record is from RefSeq and is a predicted model, not a curated record. The coding region runs from base 207 to 2738 and encodes 843 amino acids. Lineage: Eukaryota; Metazoa; Chordata; Chondrichthyes; Myliobatiformes; Myliobatidae. Gene Ontology annotation, biological process: cell population proliferation; positive regulation of protein phosphorylation; DNA damage response. The transcript has 14 exons. Gene Ontology annotation, cellular component: nucleus.